Melitaea cinxia (Glanville fritillary) is the source of this 1135-nucleotide messenger RNA. RefSeq names its product protein SCO1 homolog, mitochondrial (gene Scox). Gene Ontology annotation, molecular function: copper chaperone activity; copper ion binding. NCBI's taxonomy places the organism in Eukaryota, Metazoa, Arthropoda, Insecta, Lepidoptera, Nymphalidae. Gene Ontology annotation, cellular component: mitochondrial inner membrane. Gene Ontology annotation, biological process: mitochondrial respiratory chain complex IV assembly; intracellular copper ion homeostasis. The coding region runs from base 299 to 1057 and encodes 252 amino acids. The transcript is spliced from 5 exons. The record is from RefSeq and is a predicted model, not a curated record.
AAAGGUGCCGUGCAAAUGUGUGCAUAUGACAUUUACUAUCGAAAAUUCGAAAUUACCAUUUUUACAGUAAAUUUAAACUUAUUUACUAAGGAGUACGAUUUAAUUUUUAAUGUUUGAGGCACCGAUCCUAACCAUACCAGCUGUCAUUUUAAUAGCGAAUCCUAAUAUUCAUACUUAAGAAACUUAGACUUAAGAAUCUAAUUGAUGUCAGUAAAAAACUAUUGAAAAAGCACAAUCGCUGUGAUAAAAGGAUAUCCUGAUAAGCAAAUAUUUAGAGUUUAAGACUUUUAUAUUUAAAAUGAACUCUAUUUUAAGAAGUGCGGCAAGACCGCUUAGCAGAUUUUUAUCAACGACCCCAGUGAAGCAUUGUGCCGUUCCACCUAAGUUGAAACCAAAGAAAUUUGUCGGGCCGAUCACAUGGAAGUCUAUGGCCGUUACGGCACUCGUUGGCGGUGGCCUUACAGCGUUUAUGUUAUACGUGAGAAAAGAAAAACAAGAAGCUUUGGAUCGUGAUAGAAAACGUCAGCUUGGUAAGGCCAAAAUAGGAGGAACGUUUGAGCUGGUAGAUUCCGAAGGAAGAACAGUAAAAAGUACAGAUUUUCUCGGCAAAUGGCUAUUAAUAUACUUUGGCUUCACACAUUGUCCCGAUAUCUGUCCUGACGAGCUGGAAAAACUAGCAGAAGUUGUUGAUAAACAUGAUCAAACUCCAUCAUCACCACCAAUGCAGCCAAUAUUCAUUUCAGUGGAUCCUCAAAGAGAUACACCUGAAAUUGUAGGAAAGUACUGCAAGGAGUUUACGCCAAGAUUACUAGGCCUGACUGGAACUAAAGAACAAAUUCAACAAGCUUGUAAAUCCUACAGGGUUUAUUUUAGUGCUGGGCCCCAGGAUGUUGAUAAUGAUUAUAUUGUUGAUCACACUAUUAUUAUAUAUUUAGUAGAUCCCGAUGGAGAGUUUGUGGAUUACUAUGGACAAAACAGAAACGCAUCAGAUAUAUACAAUUCUAUUCUUGUAAAUAUUCAAAAAUACAAUCAGGGCAAGAAGACAUCUUGGUUCUAAAAUAAGUAAUAAUAAUAGCAUUUAGUUAGUUUUAUUGUUCCAAAUGAAAAUUGAAUAAAUUUAUUUAUUGCCAAUAAA